ACUGACAAACAGUUUUGUGAUGGAAAAUAUACCUUAAAUGAGAAUAAUGCAGAUAGCUUUGAAAACAUGAGAUACUCAAUGUUACAAGAGCAAGAAUACGGGGUAGCUUUACCUCAAAAUCGGUUAUCCAGGGAAAUGAAUGAAUCUGUGAUGGUUGAUACAGAUACUAUAGAAUCGAAAAACAAUAGUUCUUUGGAAGAAAGUUCUGUGGUAUCUAAUCUUCCUCUUUUGUUUGCCAAUGGGCAUCCAACAUCGUUAGAGAAAAUUACAUUGACACAGUUAGAACGUUUUAUCACAUUCAUGGUUCAGUGCUCGUUAGGUCAUGAUACUACCGAAGUGAUCAGUGAGCCACGAUGGUGGCCAAAAGAAGUUAAAUUUUCAAAUCCCCUAACAAGACCUAAAAGAGUAAACGAUAACUGGAUGGCUAAUUUGAAGAAAUUAGUAUUCAGAUGUUAUACAUAUCACAGAAGUGAAUAUCUUUUACGCUUUUGCUCAUAUCUUGCACGAUAUCCGCAAGAAGAUUUGGAAUAUGUUAACAAUUGGGAUUCUACAACAAGUUUAUAUCACAAGAAUACAGGAAAAUUAUUAGUAACAUUUCGAAAUGAAAAUAUGACUUAUGACAGAAGAUGUGGAAGUCCACGAAAAAAAUUAUUAUCUUGUAGUGGAGUAAUUUCGUCCUAUUCUAAUAAAUCGAAACAGCAACAGCAUUCCAUUAUGAUGGUUGAGCAUGCACCAACAGAAGAUAUUUAUUUAUGUGACAAUUGUGAUGCCGAAUAUGUAUGCCCAGAGAAGAUGAAGGAACACGAACGUAUAUGCUAUGAACAAGAACAAAACGGGGGUAAUUCGCGGCCCACAACACCGGACUUGCCGAUUGUAGAGCCUGAACUAAGGCAAGAUCAAUUUUUGGAAUAUUUUCAAUUGUGUUCGAUAAAAUCGGAAUCGGAAACGAAAACAAUUGAAGUUAACAAUGGUGCUACAGUAAAUAAUAAUAAUAUAAUUAGAAGCACUUCUCGCCGUGUUCGUGGAUCUAUUAAUUUUACGAGAUGUUCGACUAUUCCUUUUUCUUCUCCUGCUGGUAUAUUAUUAGCUAAAAAGUCAAAGGCAAUGACACAGGAAACGCAACAAGAAAGGCUAGAAAGGAUAGAAAGACAUCUUAUUGCUCCUGUUUUAAAUAGUUCGUCUAAACCAAAGUGGUUGGAAACGGACGUCAAUCACGAUAGAUGGAUCGUCACGUAUAAGCCAAACCGAGAAAAAUUAGCAUGUGAUUAUGUGCAUCAAUACAAAUUUGUAAAUUCUGUUAAAAAAAAACCAAUGUUGAGCAUACAAUCGCAAUUAUUAUACGUUGUUUGCCGACCUGUUUUUGUUCUCGUGAAGCGACUGACUCAAGAGCAAAUACAUGAUCUCAAACGAAAUUCACCAAGAUAUCGAUGUCUUAUUCGAAAUGUUUCAAUCAAUGGUAAAGAAACAAUAACGGAAGACGAAGAAAAAGCCAGGCCAAAUGUUUCGUCGAAACGUAAAGCUCCAAAUGACGAAAAUGACAUGAACGCGAUGAUAGAAAAUGAAAAGGUAGUUUGUAAUGAAAUUAACACUCGAGAGUUCACCAUUAUUAAAGGUAAAAGUCUUUGCGAUGAAAAUAAUACAACUGUCAUUCAAUCGAUUAAAGAAACUGCAUUGCGCGUAAAGCCAUCGGUGAUCAAUCUUUGCUCUUCGGAUGAGGAAGAGGGGCCAUGCAAUCCAACAUCCUUGGAUGAAAAUAAAGAUCCCAUGAAGCGUGUGUCUGAGAAUGUAACAGAAUCAUUGCUACAAAAACUUUCUUCGGCACAACUUGAAUUAAAACCUUGUAUCUGCUCGACGCAAGAAAAAAGCGAAAGGUUGUCAGAUAAUACUUUAAACAACGACGAUAAAAUGUAUACAAACAAGUACCACAACAGUACAAUGUUAAGUACACGUACAAGUUUAUCCCCGAUUCUUAGAUCAGCACCAUAAAACAUCGGUUAUUUGGUACUUGGUAUUCAUCGUA
Eufriesea mexicana is the source of this 2020-nucleotide messenger RNA. It is a transcript of the gene ova, whose product is annotated as ovaries absent. The transcript is spliced from 6 exons. NCBI's taxonomy places the organism in Eukaryota, Metazoa, Arthropoda, Insecta, Hymenoptera, Apidae. The coding region runs from base 67 to 1986 and encodes 639 amino acids. The record is from RefSeq and is a predicted model, not a curated record.